Aegilops tauschii subsp. strangulata is the source of this 809-nucleotide messenger RNA. The record is from RefSeq and is a predicted model, not a curated record. NCBI's taxonomy places the organism in Eukaryota, Viridiplantae, Streptophyta, Magnoliopsida, Poales, Poaceae.
UCACCUGGCACAGUGCUUUGCAAGAAUCAGAGUCCUCGGACUCUGGAUGAGCGAGUACAAAUGAAUGAUGUUCCAUAUGCCUCGGCAGUUGGUUCUAUUAUGUAUGCCAUGCUAUGUACAAGACCAGAUGUUUCCUAUGCGCUAAGUGUUAGCAGCCGGUACCAAAGUGAUCCAGGGUUGGAACACUGGGCCGCAGUCAAGGGUAUUCUUAAGUACCUCAGAAGGACCAAGGAUUUACUCCUUGUGUACGGAGGUGAUGAAGAGCUCAUUGUAAGUGGUUACACUGAUGCAGGCUUCAUGACUGACCCAGAUGACUUCAAAUCUCAAUCAGGCUACGUUUUCAUAUUGAACGGCGGCGCAGUUGAUUGGAAAAGUUCCAAACAAAAGACUGUGGCGGAUUCUACGACGGAGGCGGAAUAUGUUGCUGCUUCAGAAGCCUCCAAGGAGGCGGUAUGGAUCAAACAAUUUCUUGAAGACCUUGGUGUGGUUCCUAGUGCCCAGGACCCGGUGGAGAUCUAUUGUGAUAAUAGUGGCGCCGUGGCUCAGGCAAGGGAGCCAAGUUCGCACCAUAAGACAAGACAUAUUCAACGCAAAUAUAAACUCAUUCGACAUCAUGUCGAAGAGGGUUUAGUGAAAGUACGCAAAGUUCACACGGAUCUGAACGUGUCAGACCCGAUGACAAAGCCUCUACCACGAGCAAAACAUGAGCAGCACCGGAUAGCCAUUGGUGUUAGGGAAGCCAUGUAACUGGAUUAUGACUCUAGUGCAAGUGGGAGUCUGUAGGAGAUAUGCCCUAGAGGCAGUAAUAA